UACUGAAAAUAAUUGUAUUACUAUUAUUUUUUUUUAAUAAUAAAAUAAAUAUGAUGAAUGCAGAAUUGUAUCUAUUUAUUUGUUAUGCAUUAUGAUGGCUUGGUUACCCGGAAAUAAAUUAAAUCCCCUUUGUUGACAACGAGCAACGCUAAUUCCGGAGCGGAAAGUUUCCCCAAAAAGUUUCAAACUAAUGGAACGGAACCCUCGUCAAGUGGCUCGACGUAGAUGACUGUGGAAAAAAAAUAAUAAUGUCUGUCUUGUUUCAUUUCACUGUAUCUGUUUUAUGGAUUACAGCCCAUGGUAAGUUAACAAGCUGAUCGAGUUCUUUGCGACCAAUUAAAUUACUAUUACUAUUAUUACUUUCCUAACUUUUCUUCGAGGACUACUCGCCACGGAUAAAUAAAUGUUCAAGUUCAAGUUGAUUGAGUCGGAGAUUGAUCAUUGAAUCAUUUUCAAUUUCAUCUUCUUUGAAUAUUAAUCAAAUUCUAGGAAUUAAAAGUUUCUUACAUAGCGUAGCCUAUAUCAAAAUUAUUGGUUAUUUAAUUAAAACUAAUAAAUAGUUAACCCUUUUGACCUGAGUUUCUGACCUCAGGGCUCAACUUAAUAAAACUAAGCAGUUAUGGAUCGGAUGUGAACUCAAUGAUUAUGAUUAGAUUUAGAUCUAAUCAAAUAAACUUUACUGACAAAUAAUUAAAUUUUAAAUCUACCCAAUUUUUUCAAAAACUUGUUCAUAUUAAUAUAUAUAUAGGCUAUAUAUUUUUUUUUUAUUCUUGGGGAGGUGGUAAACCUUUUCUUAUUUUAUGUUUAACUGCAACCACCAAAGUUGGAACACAGUCACUUACAUUUACACAGCAGGCAGCUUUGUGUGUGAUUAAAAAAAUUGUCACUCAACACAAAAUUGCUGUAGUCUGUAGUAGUAGCCUCGUUUUAUUAGUUGCAAGCGCCAAAUUAAUCCUUGAACAGGGACAAGUAAAUAUUAUAACAUAAUGGGAUUGUUGCUAUGCUAUAACUUUCUAAAUUCUAAAUGUGCAAAUCUGGUUUUCAUAUGUUACGCGAGUCACUGAAAACCACAUAACUUUUGAAAUAAACUUAUAUUUGAAAAUUAGAUUAUGUGAUGGUAAACAUACUUUUCUCACUAAAGCGAUUUUUGAGAUAUUUCUACAGGUAUUUUAUGUCACAUGAGAAAGCCCUAGGGCUAUGUUAAAUACCUGUACAAAAAAUAUAUUAUAAAUGCAUUUUUUUAAAGAAUUAGACGUCUCAGACUUGGGUGUUUAGAUCAUUACCGCAACAAUAUACCAGAUUUAAAUAGAUAUUUUUUUUACCGAUAAAACUUAUGGAGCCAGAAUGAUCAAUUGAUUGAUUGAUUGAUUGAUUGAUUGAUUGAUUGUGGGCCCUCAAAAAAUAAGAGAAGGAGACUUUUCAAUACAAUCUAUUUUUAGCUGCUAUCCAUGAAAAAGUGAAGUACCACGAACUGAUCGGGGUCCACCAGUCUCACGUGAGGAACAGGCGGAGCGCUGACCAAGACUUUGGGGAGCUGGUUAAGGAGUUCAACUUCCAGGCUUUCAAUAGGUCAAACUUAUAUAAAGAUAUAACUUUUGAAGUCAAAUUAUGUGUGCAUCUAUCCUCCCCUAAUUAUUUUAUCUCAUAUUUUUUAAGAGUUCUUGGCCAUUUGCUUAAUCAGGCCAUAUGAUUAUUACGGAAUUUUAAACUAUUUGACAUAAAAAUAAAGAUAUGUAACAGUACAUAGUUAAUUUGAUACAUGGACUUACAAUUAAUUGAUUUUUAAUUUUUUUUUUAAAGCGAGAAAGCAUAAGUAAGAUAAUAAAUUUAAAAGCAGUCUCCCCUCUAAAUGAGACAACCAUUGUUGUAGAUUUAAGACAUUUAGUUAUCUAUCAUGAUAAUAUCACUUUUAAAAAAAUGCAUCAUUGGAUAACAUCGAUUUAUAAGUCUUAAUACAGAUAUUAGUAAUUAGCAUGUUUUAAAAGUAAGUUAAUUGAAAUUUGCUGUAAACGUGUAUUAGUAUUAGGUCAUGUGGAAUUAAGUUGGUUGGACAGUGGUCAAGUUUAUUUAUAAUCAAAUUGGUGGGACAGUGGUCAAAUUUAUUUAGAAUGAAUUGGGUAAAACCAGCUAAUGAUUAUGUUCAUAAUAUAUUUUAUAAAAAGUAGUGUACCGGGCACCGGCAAUGUUUCUCUAUUAACAUGACAAAGCAAAGAAAGUUUAUUAAUAUCAGGAGCUACAAGAAACCCUUGAAAAAUUAUGCAUUUGCUAAUCAUCUUAAACAUCUAAGGUAGAAAAAUUAGUCCGAUAACCAAUAAGCUUAAUAAAUUGUACCACAUAAAUGUAUCUUUUCAAAAAUAUACUGGUAGCACACUGGCAGAGAAUCUUAUUUACAUUUAAAAACAUUCAAAAUAUUUACCUCAGUGUAUAAACAUUUAACUCACUCAUCAGUUUGCUCUUAACUUAAGAAGUUUAAAUUGAAGAUUCCCCCCCCCCUCCCCCUCCCUGCCCCAACUUGUUUUGGAUUUCAGGUCAUUCAACUGCAGCCUCACCCCUCGACUGAAUUUUUUCUCCGCAAACUUCACCCUGACGGUGUAUGGAGCAGACGGGGUUCCUAGGGAGCAAACCUUUAGAAGAGAUCACAUUUAUGUGGGGACGUGCAAUGGUAAGUGAUGAAGAGAUUCAUACGUUUUAUUUGCUUCUACUUGUAGUCCAGAAGUGUGUACGUUUUCUAGAAUUGUCUUCUUGUGCCUUUCUACCCCGUCUGGGGCAUAGGCCGUCUACAAGAACUUUCCACUCAUCACGGUCCUUUGCUUUCCUUUCCAAUUGCUUCCAGGUGUAUCCCAUAUUUUCCGUGUCAGCCUCUAGCUCUCGUCUCCAUGUAUUCUUAGGCCUUCCUCUCUUUCUUUUUCCCUGUUGGUUCCAUGUUAGGCGUUGUCUGGUGGUGCUAUCUGGGGGUUUUCGGAGCGUAUUCAAGAAUUGUAGAUGGGAAAUAUUUUUUAAUAUAAAUAUAAACAUCGAGUUUAUUUAAAAAUUUUUGUUUGUUUUUAUUUUUGUAUUGCCUUAGGUGACACUGAUUCAGAAAUUCGAGGCACCUUUAAAGAGGGAAUUUUUUCAGGUUCCUUAAGUUACCAGGGCCAGGUGUAUGGCAUUGAGGUGAGAGGAAAAUUAUUUAAAUUAUAUGGAACGUUGAUGUUGUCUAAUAAUUGAUACAAAUUUCCAAACACUAUUUUAGUUUCUAUUUAAUAUCUUGUAAAGUAUGGGGGCCAUACUGUUGAAUGAUAAAAUAAACUGGUGAAAAAUUACUAUAAUGGACUUCAUUUCUAUUUUUGACAUUGACGGUAGUGUAACUUUCUAGGUCCUAUGUUGUUUCAUUCUUAUUAUUUUUAUAUUAACUUUUACUUAAUGUUCAUCCCUUCAAAAAGUAAAAAAAACUGCCUAUAUCAGUCCAUAUCUGAUGCACAAUGUUUAACAUCUGUCCAUAUUUGACUUAUUAUUGUCUAUUUCUGUAAUUUUUUUACUUAGCCCAUUGUCAACAUCUGUCCAUUUCUAACAAACAAUUGCCUAUAUGUACCCAGUCUGUAUUUAUUUUUUUAUAUUUCUCCCAGAAUGCCAAGUUCCAUAUUCCAACAAAUUUAGAAGACAAAGAACAGAUGAUUGUUUACCGUGCUUCCGAUGUCAUCUGGCCAGAGGGGCAACAGAAAAAUGGAAAUGGGUAAAUGUCGUGUAAAUGUCAUGUUUUGUGAAUAAUAGGUUAUUUUAAUCAAAUAGCAUUUGAUCCAGCUCCCUUCACUGGGUGCCUCGCCAGGAGAGAAUGUUCCAGGUAUUUUCCUGCGUGUGUGAUGUUAAGUGGCUUAUAUCUUACUGUGGGACCAGGUCAUUCCUACCACAGAAGAGCCGGUAACGUGAGGCAGUUAGUCAACUCCUCAUUACUUCUGCUUUCUUUACGUACCAAGUACAAUGCUGUAGUUGAAUUCCAUUUGUCAUGAAAAUCUCAUUAAUUCCUCUUGUUUUUUCAGUCCCAGCUUUUGUGGUAACAUCCAUACCAAACUAAACAUAUCAAUGAGUGGAGAUGGGGACAUUGUUGUGGAUGAAAUUGUUAAAGGUAAAUAAUGGAAAAUAAUCUUUAUUAUUAUUUUUUCUUCAAAACUUUUAGACAAAAUUCUGUAAAUUAUUUCUUGGUUUUAGUUUUAAUUUUGAGUUUUUUUAUUAUCUUUUUAACGACAUUGAUAUAAAUUUCAUUCUAUAAUUUGUUGAUCUUUAUCUUGACAGACAGAGCGGCACGGUACAGGAGGGAGGCCACGCCGUCUUGGAACACUUGUAAGAUCAUCACUGUAGCUGAUUACAAAUUUUUCAAAGGAAUGGGUCGUAGCGACAUUUAUGACACAGCACUCUAUAUGGUAGGAGCUCAAUUCUUUUUAUCGGUUUUGACCUUGCUUACUCAUGUCACAUUAAUGUGCCUUACACAAAUGUAACUAACCAUGUGUUGAUUAGUUGUGAUGCUUUUAGUACUGAUGUCAAAAGUCGACCUACUUGAAACUUGAUGUUCAUCAUUACUUGAUAGCAAUACUACUUGCUACUAAGCAGCAAACCACCAGCUAAUGAAUUACUUGAAAAUAUAGCAUACUAACUUUUAGCCAUUUUGAUUGUCAUUAUUCAAGCUGUCACAUUCCUUGUUCUUUCUAAUUUAUUAGUUAUAUUGAACAGGUGCUGGUGGGGAAAAAAAAUCUCUAUUUAUUACUUAAAAAUGAUAACAGGAAAUAAAUUUGAUUCAUAAAUACCGGUAACAUAACAUAGCAGCAAAAACUAAAUUGAUAAAAAGAAUAAGCUUGAAAUAUAAAAACACUGACACUUUUGGAACCGAUCAGGGAAUAUUGUACCUCAAUGGCUUAUAAAUAGUUUAUCAUUUUAAGUAAUUAUUUAGCGUGUUUCGUCAAAUAUCCCAUUAGGAUAUCUUGUCGGGCUGUAGAUACAGAAGACAGCUUCCCUCAUGAAGUUCUAAUUCAACAAUGAGUUUCCUGGCAGUCACUCAACCUCAAGGUGUGGCCCCAUUUUCACUAUUUUCAGUUGUCCCGAUUAAUCAGAAUUUUGAAUUUUUUGGGGAUUAAAAAAUAUUCAUUGAUUGACCUCAAUUUAUCAACAGGCUGGAGUGAUGGAUAGAGUGGAUGCCAUUUACAGGAAGACCUCAUUUAACCUGGAUUCAUCAGUUUCUGGAUUUGGUUUGGAAAUUGCCAAAGUAGGUCAACAACUUUAUCCAUUUUUUUUCUAUUGCAAGAAGAUUAAAACAGAAACUUUUUUUAUACCGGUAUACAAAAUACUUAUCAUCUAUUCCUCAUUGCCACAUCACCACGCUCUGUUUGGUUUACUGUCUGACAAUAGAAGGCUUUGAGUAAAAAAAUUCAUGUUCACAAACACUUAACUGAAUAAAUCAAGAACUGACCUCUAAUUAUGCAGAGUACCUGUUUCAAAUCUUAUGUUGACUGUUAAGUUAAAGUCACUGGUAAAUAUUUUAAUUUUUAUCUUUUUUUUUCUAAACUAGUGGUAAGAGGACAGAGUUUAAAACAUGCCUAUCUUUACAUGUGUUACAUGCUUUAUAUUUAUAUGACAUAUAAAGUUACGUUUCUAUUUAAUACAUGUAGUUUUUUUAAAUAGUUUUUUUUUAAUUAUUACAUUAUUAAAUAAUUGAUCAUCACUUCUAUAAGCAAGCCUCAUUUUUUUAAACAGGUUUGCAGUUUAGGGACCAGCAUUGUGAUAAAUGUUAAAAUGUAAAAACGAAAUUAAAACAUAGCCCUUUUAUAUUGCUUUAAAUAUAUUAGGCAGUCUUAGGUGCAUACAAAACUUUCAUGUUACAGUUAGUUUGUAUGUAUGGUAUGCAGAGACAAUUAAACAUUAUAACCAACUCAGCUCAUUGGUAGCCUUCUUUUUCCCCUGCACUUAAUUUUUGUGUUUGUUCCAGUGAAAGAAAAUAUUUUCUUGCAUAUUUCCAACAGAUGGUGAUAUAUGAAGCGGCCACAUCUGGGUUUAAUCAGGCUAAGACAGACUGGGAACCACUGACAUUGUUACAGGUAAGACAGAAAAGUCCAGUUAUCAUCUUGAAAGUGUAUACUGUAUAUGAUACAGUUAUUUUAUUUACAUUUUAAAGCAUUAAAAAAAUGUUUGAGAACAUAAUUUGAAAUGCUGCAGUCAGCGCUCAACUAAAUAAAUUAUUUAUCGUCCUGUGUUUUAUUUCAAGUAUUUCAGCAGAAACCUUGAAUACAAAACCUACUGCGCUGCACAUCUGUUCACACACCAGGCAUUUUCAGGGAAUAUUCUGGGUCUUGCUUACAUAGCACCAUCACGAGAGGGCGCUGUUGGAGGGAUAUGCUCCCCAGGUAGGAGCUGCUUGUAUAAACAGAAAGGCGAUUAAGGUGCCAUCUGGCCGCAUGGAUUUCAUUCUGUAGUAUUUCUGUCUGUGGUAGUUGAUGUACAGUUCUUUUUAAAAGCAAUAGAGGUCUGGUCUUAAAGGGAAAUAACUCCCACCCCACACACACGCACACCCCACAAAAUCAUAACAUUUUUGUUUAAAGAGUUUAAACAUUGUUUUUAAAGUUUAACAAUAUUAAUUUUCUGAUAACUUCCAAAUCACGGCAACAAUUAUUUUUUUUAAAUUUACUAAUAAAUAUAAUCUGACCUUAAAUUUUUUAAAUACCGGUAAUAAAAUACUAUAAAAAAAAACUUUUUGUGGAGUAAGAAAGUAUUUUUCAACUCCACCUCUACGGUUUCAACUGGUUCAUUUCUGGCCAAAGUCAGACUCUGUAACCACUGAUUGCAGACAGGAAAUUGCAGGCCGACAGAAUUCUCCAACUCUGCUUUCCUAAUGCAGAUAAAGAAAUCAAAAUCUUGCAAAUAAUUUCAUCACAUUUGGUACAGACCAGGAAAAAAAUUUUUUUACUAUGGAAAUCGAUUUCAGCUUUGUUGACAUAACUGUGCCAUCUGAGUCGGUCAGUUAUGACUUAAGAAUUUAAUGAUUAUUUACAGGGAUGAAAACUUAUGACUGUUUACAAAUGUUCUAAUACGUUUCUUCACAUUUUUCAGUUGUGCGAAUGGAUAACGUUAUGUCAAGUCUGAAUACUGCCUGGAGUUCAACCAAGAACCAAAAUGGCGACACAGUUUUGUUGAAGCAAGCUGACCUAGUCACAGCUCAUGGUACAGAAAAAUGUUUCAUUGAUUUACAAAUAUUUAAAAUAUUUAUUACCUACAUUAUAAGCAUCACAAAGAAUUGAUCUUCUUAUUUGUUGUUCGUCUGUUAAAAUCAACAAGGACUAUCUAGUCAUCUAUUAAGGGUUGGUGGGGGGUGUGUUGGAAUAGUCUCUGACACUGCUGGCAAGGGAUAGACCACCAAUCUUCUUAUUACUUGACCCCAGCACAUUAUUUUCAUCCAUUUUUUAUUAUUCUUUCCCCAUGUUUACUUUCUGUGGCUGGUGUAUGUCCUUGAUUCUGAAUAGAAUUUGGUAAGUUGUUUAUUUUCACAAAUCUUUUUCUGUGACUUCUGAAAUAGAAAUGAUAUUUAUAAAUGUGGCAAACUCUUAUUGUCCAUCACAGAAAUACAACAUAUACCUUGCUGUAAUGGAGAAAAGAUUAAAUUCUGUUCUUUUGUGUACCGGUAUAGAUGUUAUGUAAAACUCUGAUCUUUCCGGAUUAAUCUGUGUACAAUUCCUGCUGUAAGUAACAGAUGAAAUUAUUGAUUUGUGUAUACUGGUACCUUUUUAUGUGAACUAAAAAAGUCUUUCCAGUUCCAGUUGUUUUUUUGUUUUUUUUUGUAUGCCUUGUCUUGUUUUAUAUUCCAUUCAUUUAUUUCUCAGGACACAACUGGGGAGCAGAGCAUGACCCAGAGUCAGGGGACUGCUCACCUUCUACUGUGUACAGUAAAGGGAAGUACCUGAUGUACCCAUAUUCUGUCAGUGGCUAUGACCCCAACAAUUAUGUAAGUCACAGUUUAGACUGCACCCAAGUUUUCAAAACUGCACAACACUUUAAGAGACCUAAUAUUACUAAUAUAGAAUAUUAAUAUGUUAAUAAAUCAUUUUUUCCAACAUGUGAAACAAGACUGUUUCUUUUUAUCUGUCUGCAGGAUCAUGUUUCUAAUCCAGUUUUUUUUCACUACUGUGUAAAAAAAUUAUGUUAUUAUACAUGCGUAAGAGGAAGCAUGUCUACCUUUUACAUUUUAAACCUUUAAAAAUAAACAUCCUCUUUUAGACAUUUACAUAAAAACUUGUUAUAUACCUGUAAUAUAAAUAUUAUUGCAUUUUUUAAAACUAAACAAAUACAUUUUUUUAAUGACCAUUUUUGAGUCAACUGACAAGGAAAGUAUAAUUUCUCUGCCUCUGUAUCUCUUUUAAGUGUUUUAAGAAUAAAUAUCAAUUUCAAAAAUAAAAUCUAAUAUUCACGUCAAAUAUUUGGGGGAAAUCACUCAAGGUAAGGUAAAAAAUAGACAUCUAGGUCUAAUUUCUUCAUACCGGUACACAUAUUUUUAAUGUAGGAAUUAAAAACUCAUGAAAUAAAAUUUAAGAGAAAUACAAAAAUUAAUUUUAAAAAAUUGAAAUUGAGCUUCUUGUAACUAUAAGGUAUUGAUACCGGUAUCAAAAAAAUUAAAUUAAUUCUAGUAUCUUUUUUUUUCUGUUUUCUCUCAGCUGUUUUCACCUUGCAGUAGAGAUUUUAUAAGCCGCGUACUGAAGAUUAAAGGCAGUACCUGCUUCACAGGUGAGUUGUACACUCUUUAUAAAACCCUUCUCAGAUGUUGCAGUUUGUACUGAAAAAGGAAUGAAAGGAAUGGAGGUUUGAAUGGGCUCUUCUCUGUUUAUAAUUUGGUGUCAAUUAAUUCAAAAUUCAAUAUUUGAUCUAUCGUGAAAAGAAUAGAUAAUGCCAUCUAAAAAAAAAGGAAGUAAAUGGAUUUUUUGUAUUUUUUUGUCUACAGCAAAAAGCUACGAUGAAAACCAGGUGUGUGGUAAUGGGCGCAUUGACACUGGUGAAGAAUGCGAUGCUGGUUUCAUCGGGCGCUUCAACUUAGACAAGUGCUGUGACAGUAACUGCCGACUUAUAAACUCUGCAACAUGCAGGUGGGUUCCAUUUCCAUUGUCUAAUCUGCUCAGCAGGAUGUAACCUGGAUGUACCAUUCUCAUAGUUUGAUAUGAGCUGGUGGGCACAGUCUUUAUGUUGUAUAUCAUGGAUAUAACAAAUUAGACACCAUUUGAACACCAUAUGUUCCACUCUUAUUUAAAAACCUUAUGUGACUACCUAUUGCACACUGUAUUUAUAAUGUAACUGCAAUCAUUGAUGAUACUCCAAUAGCAUUAAUAUACUGCUCCUUUACCUAAAUGGAUUGAAUAUUUCUAAUAUUUUCCAGUCCACUCAAUCACGAAUGUUGCUCCAACUGUUCAAUGUCACCAGCGGGUACAACAUGCAGGUCAUACACUGGCAUCAACUGCCUUGAAUCAGCUGUUUGCAAAUAUCCUUUUUUUUUUAAAUGGUUAUCUUUUAUUAUAUUGCUUUUAUUUCAAACUGAAUUUAAUUUUGUUUCAAAAUAAAUAUAAUUUAAUGCAAACCCUCCCCCAAUCUAGAUUUGCAGCUGUUUAUAUAUUAACUAAAAAGUACUGGUACUUAUUGUCUUUGACCUUACUUCAGUGGCUAUACUUUGGAGUGUCCAGCACCAAAUUACAGAGCAGAAAACUCGCCUUGUUUAGACAAGUAAGCAAUUCAAAAUACCGGUAUUUAAAAAUAUUUUAUACCAAUCAAAUAGUUAAUCAACACAAGCAUUCAUUGUUUUAUAUGUAAUUUGUAAUUUGUAAAUGAUUAAUUACGUGUUUGGGGUAAAUCAAUUAUCUGUAUAUAGAAGUUUAUUUUUAUAAAAUAGAAAUAGUCAAAGAUGCUCUCAGUACAUUGUUAAUUUAUGAGAUUUAAUUUUCUAACCCCUCAGAGGGCUGUGUAGAUCAGGGGUGUGUGUUCCCUUUUGUGAAUCCAGGAACUUGACGGCCUGUGCUUGUGAAAAUCGUAAGUCAUUGUGUUAGGUCCAAGUUAUGGCUUGUUUUAUUAUACUCAUUCUAAAGUGGAGAUUUUGGGAAAAUAUUUCAGGCGAAUAAGUUGGGUGGUCAGCUUAUGAGCAGGUCUUUGGACAUUUUUAUCAUUUUCUCCAGGUGCAUUUAAUAUUGAAACUUUUAUUGUAGAUUCAGGAGGUCUAAGUCUAUCCAUACUUAAAUAUGUUACCAGAAGCAUAAAAACAAAGAUUCCAGAAGUAGAUGGUGCAGCUAAUCAUUUUUUUUAGCACAAGCAUAAUCUCAUUCUAGAUAUUUUUGGUAAUGGUAUAAUAUUGCUAGUACACGCACAUUUUUUUUAGGGCUUGGCUUAUGAGCCAGUUGUUGAUUUUUUAGGAUUUUCGUGUACGAAACCAGGGUGGCCGGCUUAUGAACAAACAGGUCUUAGAACAAAUUGGACUGGUAUGCUAUCAAGUAUCAAGGAAAUAUAAUCAAGAACUACAAUUUUGCCCCUGUCAAACUUGAGAAAGCAAUUUUUAUAUAAGUAUAAGUAAGAGUAAUAAAAUAUUAUACAAAGCGAGGAGAGUAAGCAGCAUUUUGGCUUAUCUACACUAACAUAUAUUUUUUUUAAUGUAAAAAAAAAAAUCUCUUCUCCGUUUUUGCCCAUUUUGCGGCCCCCCUAUCCCCUUCAAGUCUUAAAACACCCUUGUUACGCCUUUGACUGAAUAUAGAUUAUUAAGCAGGCUCCCCUUUUUGAAGAUGUAAAUUUAAUGAAUUAAUGUUUACUAAAGCCAUUGUUUUUCCUAAUAUGUAAUAAAAGUGUUUUAAGAUUUCCUUAACAACUACUGGUACCUAUCUGCCCUACAAAGGAGUGACUUGGCUGAAAUGAUGAUAUACAUGUCCAGGGUUAAAUUUAGAUAAUUGUAUCUGAAAUUAUCACUUUAACAGUGGACAGUCUUUUGUUUGAGCAUUUAACUUCCGCCCUUUUAUUCUUAAAAUAGAUCAAUUUAGUGUUUGCUGAUUUCAGAAAUUUAAAAUGUGUCAUCAAAUAAGUUUUUCAAAUUUUAGCUCUAGCAUUUUCAAACCAGAGAUAACAUAAGCCGUUGAGCGUGAUUAACCAAAAUAUAUUUAAAAAAUUCUAUGACCUAUUUUUACCAGUAACAAAUUUGGUUUAAGUUAAAGGGAAUUUCAGAUUGGCCAUCAAAAUAGUUUUUUCUUUGUCAAAUUAUUUUUUUGUUGAUUUAAAAAAGAAUAAUUAAGUAUCGAUAUAUCCAUUGAUGAAUAAGGUUAAUCCAAAUUAUGCUAAUUCAUAUUUUCUGCUAACCGAUCUUCUGUUCUUCAGUGGCCAAUUCUUGUCAGAGGUGUUGCCGUAAUAACAGUUCUUCCCCCUGUGUGCCUUUUGAUGGGAAAAGUCCACUGCCUGAUGGGAGACCUUGUGUUGGUGGAUACUGUCAAGGGGUGAGUUGGGGUCAAUUGAUCCAAGAAAGGUAAGCCCCUUGUGUUGGUGAACUGUCAAGGGGUGAGUUGGGGUCAAUUGUUCCAAGAAAGGUGAGCCCCUUGUGUUGGUGGAUACUGUCAAGGGGUGAGUUGGGGUCAAUUUUUCCGAGAAAGGUGAGCCCCUUGUGUUGGUGGAUACAGUCAAAGGAUGGUUAGUUGUUCAAAGAAUGGUUUGACAGUGGGGAAUUGGGAUUAGGUUAGGUAAAGAGGCAAUAAGUUGCACAAGGUUGGGGAAAAACCUGAAGAACUACAAAACAGCACAACAGAUUCUGCAGGAAACAAAACCUGUGAACAAUAAAAUAAACUACUAUAACUUAUCUGAUGCUGUGGAGAUUUUGUUUGGUACGUACCGGUAUGUUUUCAGGUUUCCCCUUAACUUGUGUAAGUUGAAAUUCCUUUUGUUCCACGAAUUUUAUUGGUAAGCCUCACAACAUAUUUUUCAAUUUAAAAAAUUAGCUCACGAUAUUCAGUUUAGUGAAUGCCACUGAAUAACAAGGCUUAGUAGUUUAUAACAUCUGUUCAUAUAUUUAAUUUAAAAAAAAAAAUAUCAAUUACCUGGUAUCAACUGUUAAGAGAAAAAUAAAUGAAUAGUUUAAAAAAAUGAUAUAAAUGUGUACCAGGUAUGACAUUAAUCUCUCACUAUAUGUGAUCCUUCUACAGAAUGUCUGCAAGCCAAGUACAGUAUCCACUAUACAACGUCUGUUUCAGUUUUUUGAAGAUUUGAGCAUAGAUAAUGUUGGUAAGCUGGUUAUCUGCAAGCCCUACCUCAAUAUGCAUUAAAAUUAGAACAUACAUUCCACCCAAAUCAUUAGAAAUACCCAGAACCUAAGAUCAGCUUGAUCAGGGCAAAUUCUUGCUCUUAAAGUUAGCAUUUAGCAUGGAAAGAUACAAAAUAAAAAAUGUUCCCUAGUCUGUACAACUUUACAUAAGUGCUCAACUCUCGUCCAGCGGUUACCAAAUCUUAAUGAUGACUAUUAAAAUCAUUGUCAUUAAAGGAGAUCAUUUGAUGGCUGAUUUCUACGCUAGAAAAACACUUUAAGAUGUCUUGUGUUUAAAUUGUUAUAAUUGUAAAAUUAAAUGUCUUAGUUUAAAAAAGAAUUUUUUUUUAUUUAUGUGCUGAAAAUGAUUGUGUACAAUGUAAUCAAAAACAUUUCCAUUUACUUGGAUCAAUAAAAAAAAAAUUAUCUUAUUUUAAUAAUUUAAAAAUAUUUAAUUUACUGAUCUUUAAUUAAUUUUAAUUUAAAUGUUAGAGGAGCCACAAGUUUAAUAAAAUAAAUUUCUCCGACAGUAAAAUUUUUCCGGAGUAACCUGGUCGGAUGUGUGAUUGUCUUCUCACUCCUUCUCUGGGUACCAGCAAGUACUGUAGUUUGGUGUCAUGUAAGUUAGACAAUAUAUUUGUUGGCCUAGUAAGCGGAUGGUGGCAUACUAUUUUAAAAGGUAGACUAAUAAUUUAAUAGAAAUGGAACUGGUCCAGCCAGCAAAGGAUUGAAAGAAAUAGACAAAAAAAUUGUUGUUUCAAGCACACGCACAAAUAAUGAAAUCAAACCUAAAAAUCACAAUCAUUAGUGUCCUCCAGACAGCUAGUCUACAUUGUGUACAAGGUAUGGCCAAAGCUUCACACCCAAGCCAUCUGUAGUGUGAAAAGCCUUGUACUACCUUAAUUAAGUUAUAUACCGCCUAAAUAGUUUUUUAAAAAUAGAGGUAUAUAAAUAAUUUGAUAAACCGUUUUAAUUAUUUAUUUUUGAAAUUUUAUUUUAGGAUAGAAAACAUCUUAAAAAAUCCCAAAAAAUAGAAAAUAUAGAACUUAGACAGGUAAGUCAUUUUGUCUUCUUUUUUUUUCCCUUCAUGUUUACUGACAAUAACACUAUAGGUAAUAAUUCAUAUAAUAUUUGUUUUCUUUCUCUGAACAAAAUGGAAAUUAUUUCUGUGCGCUAGAUGUGAAAAUUCAUUACUAUGUUGCUAAUUAUAAACACAAGUUGUGUGUUUUAAAGUUCUUUUAAUAGAUUUGCAGUGAAAUCAACAUAAUGUAAUCAAUAUGUAUUAUAAUUAUAUGAACUUCUUUAUCAGCCCGUGAUGGUUAUUUCAUAUUGAUGUGAGCACCUUUGACUCUUUGGAUUGAUUCCAGAUUAUCAUUCUAUAGAUAGAUAAAUAUAUUUAUCUUCUUCUUCUUUAUUUUAAGGGCCCACAAUCAAUGAAUUGAUCAUUCUGGCUCCUAUGUUUCAGAGGGGUUUGCGAUGUUACUGACAAUAUAUAUUUAUAUAUAUAUACACACCCAUUAGAAGGGGGAUGGGGUUGGGGGAGGAGGGCGGGGGCAGAAGCUUAUCAUCGUAGGAAAACUAACUAAAUUUCUUUUCACUAACAUUUUGCUGCAAUGCAAUUUGUUAAAAUGGAUUUUUCAAAAUACAUAUUUGUCCACAAUUAAGAUCUGCCUGUUCUUAUUUGUAGCUCUAUUUUGAUUCAGGCCUUAAAUAAGUAUACAAACUAUUCUAAGCAGUUUCACGAUUGAAACUUCUUAAGAUGCAGGUACACCUUCUUUAUGGGUGGUCCCAUUCAAAUCAUUGACGGGAAAAGAUGGGAGUCAACAUAUUUUUUUAAAGUUUAAAUAUUUAAAAGGAGAAAUAGAAGUUGCAUGUUGAUCAUACUAAAAAAAACAAAAUUGUAAAUAAACCAGCAACACAAAUUGCUCUCCUCACUCUUUUUUUCAGCUAAGUAUCACAAGUAUAGAAUAAGUAGGUGGAUAUUUUCAUAUAAAACCUGAAAGUUUUCUGCACGGCCAUGAAAAAUUCUAUCUGUGCCUUGUAACUAAAUAUAGAAGCAUCAAAUCCUAUUACAGUGGAAUGCCUAGUCAGUCAGUCAGAGCCUUGAAUGAAUUUCUUCUUGCAAUUUAUCAUCUUUUUUUUUGUGUCAAUACAAUGCUUUGAAUACCAGUUACUACUUUGUUCAAUAGAAUUUUUCUGUCUCAAAAAAACAACCAAAUUAAUAGGCAUUUUGGUUUGGGAUUAAAGAAAUGAUUUUUAUAUUGCAGUUUUUACCAACAUGAUGAGUUAAUAAACAGUAAGGACAACAACAAAAAAAAACAUCUUUAGCUUUACCAUCUAUGUAGUGGUAUCCUGCAUUUAAGAACUCUGGGAUAAUUUGGCUCCCUUUAAUUUUAUUAUUACCUGCUUUCACAUUUCAAACCUUGACUCACAAGGAAAUGUAAUGAGCUUCUUGGGUGUAAAAAGCAAUAAGAAAUAAAGCUGAAGGUUUUAUAAUUUUUUUUUUUUUGCUGCAAUUUUUUCUCUCCUUGAUCCAUCUUUCUUCUUACAUCUUGUAUUGUUAGUUUUUAUUUACCUAAACCUUAGCCCACAUCAUUCUAACCUCUCCUAGGCUCUAUCAAUCUGUGAUGAUGUAUAAUGUAUAUAGUUUAUCCAAUUUCAGACCCAUGUGUAUCCACAUGUGGUGUUUUUUUUGGAGGUGGGAGGGUGGGGUCUAACACUCUUCAAAAAUGAUUGAGAUACAAAAAUUUGUGUAAAUGAAACAAUAUAUGUUAAGCUUUAAUAAUGAUUAGACGAUAUACAAGUUGAAACAUUUGGGCUUUUGCAUUCAUCAAUAUCAGUACAACAAAAAACAUUAAUAUACUUAUAAAUUAAAUUUACAUAAUAUUUACAUAUUAUUCUAAAAUGAUGCACACAAUUUAUCACAGACCUACUGUUGCUUGAUGUUAACUCUCACUAUAACCCAAGUGUUGACUCCCUUAUGCCACUAUAAACUACAACAAGUAUCUGUCUUUAACCCUUUCGCUACCGCUGGGUUUUGGCAUCGAUUUUUGCUGACUCAACAAUAAAAACUUGGAAAGAUGAAAUUUUCGGCAUAUUUCAUUCUCUAUCUGAUUCGCUUUUUAACUUCUUUAUAGAUUAACGAAUAAGGAAAUAUAUAGCAUUGAAAUUUGAAGUCCCGUCCUUGGUAUUUCAGAAAAGUUCUUUGACUUUUUGUUAUGACGGCAAUGUGACGUCCUCGGUAAUUGAAAGUGGGUGAUUGUGACGUCGCGUCGACGUCAUCGGUAGCGAAGUGGUUAAAAGCAUAAUUUUGUAUUUCUCCCAAUACACAACAAUAAACAGUCUGAUUGAUUUAUAUUAUUUAAUAACAUUUGUUUAAUUUUUUUUUUUUUUUUCCCCAAUUUUUUCUCCCCCCCCCCCCCCCCCAUGUUUUAACUCUACUCUAAAAAUAUGUUUAGAAUAGCAAGCAACAAACCCCCUCCUGUUUCCCAUGGCUAUUAAAAAUAUUAAUUUGGCAUUCAUUCAAAACUAGAAAUGAUAUGUCUAUAGUAUCUCUCCAAGCCUCUUGAUUUCAUGCCAUUUCCUCUCAUGCAUGUAAUCCAGUAUUUAGUGGUGGAUGGGAGUAUCGUCACACACCCCACCUCUAAAAUGUUCACUUUCCUUUCAGCCUAACCAUUUCUGCCAUCCUUGCUUAUCUAACCUACUGCAGCUUUUGUUUUAACGGUACCCAACAAAUUUCCAAGAGAUGAUUCGGGCCAUCAUUUUAUUCCUUCGGCUAACAGCAAUCAACUAAUAUUUCUUUAAACAAACCUCUUCCUUAUAGUAAUAUUUCACCAAAUAAUACAUUAAUCUAAUUGUAACUUUAUUAAGGUCAGUCUGUAACUACUUGGGUUUUUUUAACAAAAAAUUUCUUCACACUUUCUUGAGAACAUGUAUAAAUGAUUUAAAAGAUGAAAUGAAUUGCUCUAAAUUAAACAAAGAUGUAUGGAUAUUAUCGCCCUGUAAUGUGGAGCAUUGCUUCCAAUUUUUUUAAUCAGCAGUAAGGUUUUAAAACUAUAGUUCUCUCCAAAGAGUUUUAUCAUUCUCCAAGUCACAAGAAGUUAACUUACAUAAACAAUGCAAAAAUUUGAUGGAAUGACAUUAAAUAGGUUAAAUUAUGGUGUUGUUAAAUGAUAUUUCAAUCAAUCCACAGAAUCGAUCUCUACUGCACGAUGAGGAUGGCAGGCUGGUCACCAAAACCAAAACUACACCUUCUGUUGGGACGACAUCACCUCGAUUUCGUCACCGCCAGGCCGACACCUCAACCUCAGAGGUGUGAAGAUGAAAGCCUUCAAAAAAGAAACGUAGUUUGGAUGAACUUUGCUUGAAGGAAAAAUGUUGUGGAAGGAAAAAAAGUUUCUUAAGUGAUGAGUCUUAUUUUUAUUUGCAGAUUCUGCAAAAUUGUUAGAAAAGAGUUGCUUUAAAAUAUUUUAAGGCCCACAAUGCAUGGUGCUGAAUAAAUACUACCUUCGUAAUAUGGGAGAGAAAUCAUGUGGCAAGUAUAUCCCAUUUGGUAAAUUAUUUUUUUCAAAGCAACAACAAAAACAUGUGCUGUGUAAUGGAUGCAAAUGUUAUGAAGAGUGUGUUAUGAUUGACAGAUUGAAGAGUGUGUUAUGAUUGAUAGAUUGAAAAGAAGAGUGUGUUAUGAUUGACAUAUUGAAAAGAAGUGCUUUAUGAUUGACAAAUUGAAAAGAAGAGUGCAUUAUGAUUGAGAGAUUGAAAAGAAGGGUGUGUUAUGAUCUGAUUCAUUACAUUAAUAUUUCAUGUAGGUUGGUGAUUUGUGUAUUUAUAAUUUUUUUUAAAUAUAUAUAUGUAAAUGGAGUGCUGUUGUGUGAUCAGUGUUAGCUCGCACACCUAUGUACAGCAUAACUUGAAGUGGCACAGGGAACUGCAGGCCCUCAGACAAUAGCAUCCUUUGUUGUCAGGGGAGCUCCCGUAGAUUAAUGUGCUCAGUGGAAGGAAGACAGCGUUCAGAACAUUUGGAGCAUUUGUUUCAUUUAAUAUUAUAUGGUUACACUUGUUUGCAGUUAGCUUGGUCACAGUAAAUUACUCUUUGUCUUUCUCUAGACCAGGGGGUUUUCAACUGGUGUGUCACAUAAAGAAUUACACGAUUCUCAUAGGAAUAAAGAUUUUAAAAUUUCACCUGCAAAGUAUUGGACCCCUGCUCAAUGAACAGUGCCUAUUAUAUGAAAUUAUAAUUAUAUUAAUUACUUAUUUGAAUACUUUUAUGGUGCGUUGCAGAAUUUUAGAGAUUCAUUUCAGCGUGCUAUAAAAUAAAAAAGCCUUGAUACUCUUCUGCACCAUUUACAAGGAGAGAAAUUAUUUACUUUACAAUUGUGGAUAAGUGUAAAGAAACAACAGGACAUAUCCUGAGGGGAUCGUGUUAAUCAAUUGUUGACCCUAGGCACCCCCGGCGCCCAAUGUAGGGGUUAAUUUGGCUCCAGCCAAUUCAUCUACUAGUAUAGUCAAAUAGUCUACAGCAUGUUCAAAGACACAGUCAAAAGUUGACUUGAUGUUCCCAGAUAUAUGCAUGAGUUGACAGCAUAUUCCCGUGUAUAGUCAAAAGUUGAUAGCAUGUUCACAGGCACAGAAGUUGAGGGUGGGGUUAAUUCCUUUGAAGAAGGGGAAAAAAAAGGUAAAAUUCUACUGACAGCAGUGGAUUUCUUCGUAAAAUAUAAAGCAAAAUUGUAAUCAUAGACAUUUAAUAAUAAUAAUAAAAGAAAGUUUGAGAUUUUAUAUUUUUAUUAAAACUUCAUAUUGCAAUUAACAAACAUAUUUUAAUUCAUUUUUUGACAAUAUGUAAAUAAUUU
Lymnaea stagnalis (great pond snail) is the source of this 18108-nucleotide messenger RNA. The record is from the annotation of a GenBank genome assembly. Lineage: Eukaryota; Metazoa; Mollusca; Gastropoda; Lymnaeidae.